CAUUACGAAAACACAAGCGCAUAAAUGUCUCUCCGCGAUAUUUUCUUGAGAAAUGACUUCGACAAAUGAUGGAAAAGACGUGAAUUGUAAACAGUCAAGUGGCCCAAGAGGCAAAUUAUAUUUUAUUGAACUUUACAAGUUCCUAGACGGUCGGCUGAGUGGGGAGGGGGGCUUGCAGGAGCGCACUCAGCACCUCUGCCAGGCGUGGGAGUGCAUCCACAGCCUGUGCCUGCAGAGCUCUCCCAAGCUCCACCUGCACCUGCUCGGCUGGCUGCAGACGCACACCGCACGGACUAUAUUACAUACGGAAUGGCAAAAGCCAGAAAUAUUGCCACAGCAUGCCAAGUUGGUAGAAGCGAUCGAUGUUCAUAUCAAAGAGGGGAAAGACGCGAUCUCGAAAAGAAAUGGAUCGGGUCUUUUCUGGGAAAUCCAUUUGCUGAAGAGAGCGGAGUGGUUCAAGAAGGUGCUCUCCAAUCCUUGGGGACAUCCAAUCCUCAAGAGGCUAUCGAAUCCCACAGAAGAAAAGCCCAGCGAUAAAGAAGUAAUAGAAUGGCUGAGAGAAGAGCGCAGCGAGAUGUUCGUGUCGCGGCUGCGGCAGUUAGCGAUGUCAAAGGCGUGCGCCGACAUCGCUGCCUCCCUCGCCACUGCAGUCAUGGAUCGCGCACGAGCAUCCGCGGCCACGCAUGAACAGGAUAAAGAUAAAAUGAAUAAGAGUGAACCGACGUUUGCGGACACAUUGAGUAGGGAAGCUGGUUUUAACUCAGAAGUUUGGGAUCUCCUCACAGACUUGGAGUUUGUGCUUCUCUACCAGGGUGACAAUGCAUCGCGGUGUAUAGAAUUGGCGAAACAGCGUUCUCUGCGCAGCGGCUACAAGCUAGUGGAGCGGAUGCUGGGUCACGUGGACAAGCUGCCGCGCGAGAAAAAGCUGUGGAAGAACGCCAAGAAGGUUGCUAAACUCAUUGCACAGGUGACAAUAACCCGGUGCAUGGUGUUACCGUCGUGCGCGGGCGUGGUGUACGACGCGCUGUACCGGUGUGCGCGCUCCCUCGCCGCGCUCAUCCCGCCCGAGGGGUUGCCGCGAGCUGCCAACGCGCUCGCAGCACCCGCCGCCACCGCCGCGCAUCUGCACACUCUGGCCACUGCUGUCGCCGAGAAGUGCAAAGAUGAAAUGAAGGCAUUCGUAUGCGAAUUGUACGUGCGUGCUAUAACCACUGGAAUGAAUGAACUGGAAAGGCUCAAAUUAAAGACUGAAAAGGCGUCCGAGGCAAGGUCAACAGAGCAGAUGCUAAGCACAUGGUUCACACAGUUGGGCUCGCUGCUGUCAAAGAGUCCACGUUUGAACUACGAGUGUGCGCUCACCGCAUUCUCUGUCCACCCCUCGCCGGCGAUGUACGAGCGCAUUGUUGCAGCGCCACCGUUACCACCAUUGACUACUAAUAAUGAAUCCCCUGAAGCCUCAGCGGACACAAACUCGGAGUUUGGCAGUUGGGCUACGGACAGUCGGACGACGACUAACUUUGUGAAGACUUCGGAGACAUUGAAUAUCAAACAAAUACAAAAUAAUGCAAAUGUGUUGUCAACUGCCGUACUAACGGAAGGAGAGGCGAUUGGCUUGGGAACUGACUUGUGUCAAGACUUGGCAGUACUUCUCUCCGGACCAAGGCAUAAAAUACUCUCAUGGGAUAUUAACAGGGAUGUCCUGCUGGAGAACUGCAGGACGUACAUGGAGCGGACUGACGGGGGCACGCGCGCUCUCACCACCGAACUCAAGUAUCUCAAUCUGGAUCCUCGAUCCUUUCAACAUUUACCAUUUGAAAAGGAUGAUGAAGAUAAUAUUUAUUACGGCAUCGAGAAAGGUUACGAACAUUUAGUAGAACAUGAGGAAGUUGAGACUGAAAAUCAAUGGCAACAAGUCCUUUUCGACUCAGAGACGGAAGAUGCGAUAUCCAGUUGUAUAGAAGAUAUAGAUUCCUCCCCAGUGAGACGGAAAAAGAAAAAAUCUAAACGUCUAGAUUCCACUGAUGAAGAAAUCGAUCCACUUUCAUUAUCUGAUGAUCAACAGAAUCAAAAGAAAAAGGAGAGACCACACAGUAAAGAAAGAUUAAAAUCAAAGACAAAAUCAUCGAGCAAAAACAAAGACAGCACUGAAAAAUUUACGUCUGAAAAGAAGGAACAGAAAGGUGAAAGGAAAGAACGAAAGAAGAAAGAUAAAACAAGUCUCCCAGAAACAUCUAUUCCCUUAUCAAGUCUUAUUGGCAUGAAAGUUACGAGGGUUGAAGAUAUCUCGGAAAAGUUAGAGAAGCAAAGUGAAGAACAGAAUCAAAACAGAAAAUUGUCUAUACCAUCACUCAACUCCGAUAACAGUGACAAUGUUGUUUUUGACGGGUUAUACUCGAUGGAUGAUAUUUCUAGCCCAGAAAAAAGUAAUCGAAGUCUUCAAGCACUCUACAAGGAAAGUAAAUUAAAUGAUGAUUUAGAUGACGAUAACAAACCUUUGUCCCAAGUGAUAAAUGAAGCAUUAAUAAAUAACCAAAAUAAAAGGAAAGAAUUACGUCUUAAUCCAGUAAUAUCGCCUCAGACUAAAUAUACCCAUGAUAAGGAAUCUAACAUUAAUAUCAACUAUAAAGAUAUUCCAGACCAACGAGACGAUACAAUAGUCAAGGAAAGUAUUAAGAAAUUGGUAGAAUUCAGAAGGUUAAAGAAUGACAGUAACAUCCAACCAAACACUACAAGUCAAUUACAAAGUUCUAUCGAAAGCUCAAAUGCUCAUAAACAUAGCAUGGUGCUGCCACGCAAGACAGCACAGGACGAUAGUAAAGAACCAUGUUACGUGCCAUCGACAAGUUCUCCUUUGCACCAGAAUACGCCAAUGAAUAAUGCAAAUAUAAAACAAUUCGAACACAUAAGUCCUUCAACUAGUGAAGUGAGAAGCAUAUUGAAUGGAAAUCCGAUAUCAUCUAAUAACUCAGGAAACCUUUAUGUUGGUCGAAUUGUAUUUGGCUUGGCAAAAUAUACUAGCACAUUGAAUGAACAGAAAUUAAAGGACAAUGAUACUCAAAGUAAACUCAAAACUGUUUCGUCUGUUACGAAACCUGAAGGCAGAAAUGUUAGCCACAAAGUGUACAGCAAACGAUCGCCAGAUAAGGAAAAACGAAUUGCUCAGAAACAAGUUCUAGCUCGAAAUCAGCCACAAUAUGAGAAAGCCAAAAUUUUAAAUGAAUUACAGCCGCAGCAACAAUGCGAUAAAUUGAAAAGUACAAAGGAGACCAAAUCUAGUUACAAAAAUUUUGUAGAUGAAUUAAAAGCAACCAUAAAUGCUGGUACUAUUGAAGACGAACUUUACAAGGAUGUACCUUCGAGUAACACAUUUCCUAUAACUAACCAAAAUAAGUUAAAAAUACAUUCAGCUUUAACAACGCAAUGUGCCAAAUCUAUUGUACACCAAAAGAUAACUGAAGCACCAAAUACAUUCGCUAGGCUUAAUUAUAUGCAUAAAAACAAGCAAAGUCAUGCGAGACCUAAAGCCACCAGCACCAUUAAACAAAUGCAAGAAACAAAAUUGUCCACUGAAUUGGAUAAACAAAUUGUUGAUCAUAAAAUAAAAAAAUUCCACUACCUCCAAACCAAAGAUUUAACAAUAUCCCGAGUUGGAACCGGAGUUCACAACAGACAGUCAAAAGAUACUCCAUCCAUGAUACAAAAGAAAGAAGUCCGUACUCCAUUAAUUGUACAAAAAACAGGACUUGAUGACCCAUUAACAAUACAAAAGAGAGUUAUUAGUAACUCCCCAAAUUUGACGAAAGAUCAAUCUGGUGUAUCCAACGUUAUAAAAUCGAAUGAUAUAAAGAUUCCCAUCACGGUUAAAACAGAUGCCAUCGAGGAAACAAUCGUAGUAAAAAACGCUAAAAAACACGAUGGAACAAUCGGAACAACAAAAUCGUCUUUGCUAUUGGAAAAGGACCAACAAGAUAUACUAUUACUUUUGCGACAGCAGAAUAAGUUAAAUGCUCAAAGUCCUGUAACAAAAUCCGAAUUGAAAUUUAAACAUGCUGCUCAAACAUCACCCCAAUCUAAAACCGAUAGUAAAAGUUUCACCCAUAACGCAAUUUCUAACCCCCGUGAUUUGGGUGGAGCAGGUGUCCAGAGUUUGAAUGAUUUCAAAAAUGAAAAUACUGUCCAAAAGUGUGAGUCCAAAACUAAUACAGUAAUUUCUUCAAGCUAUCAAACGCAUCCAUCAAUCAUAAAAAUGCCAAUAAGUGAAAAUAAAACGAUGAUUUAUUCGUCACAAUCAGUGUCGAAGUCGGAUGGUUCUUGUGAAGUCGCACGUACAACACAGGAUGUUAACUCUGAAAUUAAGAUGCCAGUUAAAAGGGAGAGACACAUCCAGAAAAAAACAUCCUUAGAUAUCGAAACAAAAUCAGACUGGAAAUUGGUCAUGGAAGAUCUUUUGAAACAUAAAACACCAAGCCGUGGUCCCAAUGCUCUUGAUGUAGCACUUAACAAAGAUUCAUUUCAAAAGCACCUUGCUAAUAAGGAAAUUGAUACAGAAAAAGCAGAGAAAGCAGAGAAGGUAAAAAGAAACGAACAGGCCCCUAAAACCUCUUAUGGUAGUAAUGUCGAUUAUCAGAAAGUUGUUCCGUCAGAUUCGAUCAAGAAGACAGUAGUUACUGUUCCAACAACUCCAACAGACUUACCGAAAAGAAUAAGUAGGCCGCAGGAAAUACAGAAGACAGAUAUGUAUUACGUACCCAAAACAUCGUUACCCGAUAUACCAAAGAAUACGUGCGAUGUUCUCAACCAAGAUCCCUUCAUAUCUGGUAUACCGAAUUCUGAUUAUGAUAUCUUAGAAGAACUCAUGGAUGACGAUCUGCGCCAAGAAAUCGGCGAACUGAUUUCAGAUGAUGAAUCUUUACAUUAUGCAAAUGUAACAGACAAGAAAGAAAGUCAAUGCUCAACUAUUGUAACUCCUUUCCAAAAAAGUUUCUAUGAUAAUACACAGACGAAUGUAGAAACUAUCUGUGCAACAGUUUUCCAGCAAGAUAACACAUUCGCAACAACUAAUAUAGUACGGAAUGUUACAAAUACAAAUUUAGCACAGUUUCCACAACCUACGUCGUCUUUGAGCAGUGUUGGUCAAGCUUAUUCUAAUAUAGCAGUUGCUGGAACCAUAAAAAUGACUCGUACAGACAGUAUUGUACAAAACAUUUCCACAACGAUUGCGUCAAAUAAAUCCCCUAUUGGUGAAAGUCAAAGUUCAUUGCAUUUAUCUCGUGCUAGCAAUGAUGUUUACCCAAGGAGAGAAAGUAACGUAGAUUCAAGAAAUGUUAUUUUUACUACAAUACCGCCAAGGACUGUUGUUAUUGGCUCAGAAACGGUUUACGAUCCAUAUCAUACCAUGCAAAUACAAGGAAACCAAAAUGCACAAGUUCGUAGCUUCAAUCCCAACACGUAUUUAAAUGUCAACAGUAUGCCAAAUAUUUCUUUUUUACCUACAACAACAUUUGCAGCCCCACCAGUUGUUUAUGGCAAUACGUUUACGCAAACUGGGACGCAAAAUAACAUAAAAGAUACGUUACCCAAUUCUACUAUCCAACCUAUGAAAUAUGCUUGUAAACCAAACCUCAAUGGUGCCGACCAUUCUAAUCAAUUUAUAGAAAGUCGAACAACAUCAAGCGAAAUUAAAAAUCAAAUUAUACUAAAGAACCCGUGCAGUUCUCCUGAUGUAGACUUAGAAAUCAAUAAAAAUUUGAUCUUGAAUCGUGAAAGAAAUGAAUUACAUCAAGUACAGGUUGAUAAAUUAUCACAUACAAAGAACGACAGCAAGUCGUAUCCAAAAGUAGAAUCCUUAGGUGAUACUGACGCAAUGAUAUCUUCCAAAGAAAAUGAAAGAUUGAAAGAAAAGCGCAUGGCAUUAAUAAAUAGAGAAGUAACACAUUAUAUAAAUCUGCCACCAAUACCAUUACCAUAUAUGGCAUUAAAUAGAAAAGAAGAAAAAAGCGGCAAUUCAAGCGAAAGUAAAGAUGAUAGCGUUUUAAACAUAAAAACUCCUGAUGAGGAUUUCAAUGAAAAUUCAUCUGUCGAAUAUUCGAGCAAUGCAUUAUUGGAAAAGUGCAAAAAUGAUAAGAAUAAAACAAAUGAUGCAGAAUCAAAAGAGAGUAGUAAUGAAAUAAAAAAUAGAUAUUCCGGUACUUUACGGCGUAAUCGUUCGCCUCAGAUACCUUCAUCUUACGCUAUGGAUAAAGAUAAAAUAAUAUUAAGGAAGAAUAAUGCCAUAAGAAAUACAAAAAGUAAAAUAAAAAUGACUAAUGCACCACUAAAAGGUACAUCUACUGUAAAACAUACAAAAAUAUUAAAAACUAAUAUAACCAAUAGUUUGAAAAAAGCUCUGAAAGUACGAAAAUCUAAAGCAAGUGUAAUUAUAAAUUAUGAUCAAGAUAAUGCAACUCAGAAAUUAGAACAUAAUACAGGAAUUAAAGAUAACCUUAAAAUAAAUGGAAAUGUCUCCAAAAAAGUCGAAACUGUCCAAUCAAUUAACACAUUCUCGAUUGAAAAUGAACCCUUUGACAUAGAAGACCAGUUGAUAGGGUCAGUUAUAUCGAAAACUAAAUUAAGUGCACCUAUUAAGGAUAUUCCUGCGCCUAAGGAUAUAGCGGUUGAAAUUAACGGCAAAGGUGAAGAAAAAGAAAAUGACUUAAACGAAUCACAAAAAGUCAUCAAAGAAAAUCAAGAAGCGAAUAAUAUAAAACCUGACUCCGAAGUUGACGAAAUUAGUUUUAAACACGAUUUCAACGAACAGAAAUCUAACACAGAUAUUGUUAAUAGUACAAAAAUUUCUAAUGGCAAAAGCUAUCUACGCCGCUUGAACAAAAAGAAAAGUACAAUAAAAAAACUCGACGAUGAACCGAACGAUGAAAUCAAAACUCUUAAAAAAGUAAUUGGUAAAGAAGGUUCGAGAAAAAAAACCAGUACAAACUCACUACUUAUAAAAAAUUAUGAUUUGUGUGAGGAUAAAAACAUACAAAAAUUCUUAUCCACUAAUAACAGUUCUUCUAUAAAACAAAAGAAAACCGUUCAUAAUGAAGUGAUAGAUCUAGAUAAGGUGUCUGAUGCGAGCGUUUCUCCAAUCAAAUUGACGAACUUGUUACCUAUAAAUAAUGAUGAUAAACUUGCAAAAUACAAAUUACAAAGUCAUAGAUUAACCCAUAAAAAUUUUACUCAUAAAAAACGAGACCAAAAGAAUUACAGUGAAAUAAAAUACUUAAAUCAAGUAAUAUUUGAAGAAAUAUCGUCCAAAAAAUCAAAAAACAAAGCUCAUAAAGCUUUCCGUGUCGUGUUGCCUACCGGAACAAAAUUUAAAGCGAUUAUCACAGGAAAAAAGAAUUACGAUGUCAAUAAUUUAAAAAUCAAUUCGGAAGUUAAAUAUCUAUUAUUGAAAAAUUUUUUUAACAAUAAAAUGACUUCCAGUAGUAAAGUUCUCCAAAAGAAAUCAAUCAGGCAUUCUACGAAGACAAACAGGAUCUUGAAUAAUACAAAUGAGGUGGAAACAAUAGAUUUGAUAAGCGAUGAUGAAAUUAACACUGGUGUUACUUUACAAACAGACUCCGGCAAUUUCUUUAUUCGUUCUUCGAACGAAGAUUUUGCAAAACAUCGAAAGAAGUUAACUAGUAAAUGUUUUGUUUCAUUAACGAGAUAUUCUACAGAAGAAUUAAUUGCAUUAAAUAGAAGCAUAAAAGAUAAAGGAUCGUGUGUCAUAGAGGAAAGUUUAUCGUCAGGAAACGAACAAUUUCAGGAUAUUAAGAGCGACGAAUCCGAAAUCACUAAAAUUCCGCUACCUCUGUCUGAUAAAAACGUUUCAGAAACCACGCUGCUAGAAAACGUUUGUGGUAAUGAUAAUAUACUAAACGAACAGAUAGAUUUAGUUUCUGGGGAAAUUAAAAUUGAAACUACUACAGAUGUCAUUCAAAAUGUCCCGAAUACGUUGAUAAUAAAUGACGAUAGUGAAAUAGAAUUUACUUCUGCGACAACUGAAGAACAAAAUCAAGAUUUUCAUGUACCUCUUAAAAUAACACAACAGUACACAUAUAACUUUGAUUGUUAUUUAAAACUUGACAGAUGCGAUGAUUUAGUGAAAAAAUACGAUGUAUCAAAGCAGAAAUGUUAUGUGGAACUUGUGCGUUGUGAUAGUUCUAUUAAAAAGGAAAGUCAAAUACCUCAUCUCUUGGAUGAAGAAACAUCACCAGUAGAUGAAACUUUGCUUUACAAUGAGAAUGAAAGUGAUAACCGGCUUACAAAUGAAGACGUCGCCGGGUAUAGCAAUAUGAAUGAUGAUUUAAUACAUCCCGUAGUCGAAGAGGACGAGGAUAAAUAUGAAUCAAAAAUUGAACGAAGCUCAUCUUGUUCAAUAUUAACAGAUUUUUUAAUAUGCAGAGAAAUAAUGGAUUAUACUGCGAUCGAUAAAGUUCAAAAUUUCAAUAAUGAACAAGAAGGGUUUGUAAAACUACCUGUGUCUUUUGAAGUUACUUGUUAUGCAGAGUGGUCAAUGACAAAACGUGAUUUAUUUCUGCAAACUGCUAAUUCAAACGAAUGCAUUCGCCAAGAUCCUAAUAUGUUCGAUAAUAACAGUCCAAAAUAUGUUGCAGUCUCGGAUAUUAAAGAUGACACUGAAACAGAAAAUGCCCUUUCUACUAUUGAAACACUUCCGAUCUUUCAAGUUCAAAGUUUGGGUAAACUGGCAUUAAAGUUUUUCGAAAGUAACUCAGUUUUAGAUUUGUUAUAUCCUUUAUCACAGGACACUGGAAAAAUAGCAAAAGAUGGUAAUCUUUUACUUAAAAGAAGGUACCAAACACCAUCCUGCGAAAAAAUUGCUAUUACUGAAGAAGUUAAAAACAAACCUGGCGCAUUGACUGAUGAUAAUAUUGAUCUAAACAGUCCAAAACCCGAAAGUGGAAUUUGUGAUGGUGAUUAUUCAAAAGAUGCAAAAAUAUUAAAUAAAACCGAGCGUACAAAAAUUGAUGUUUACAACAUUGAUGAUAUCAAAUUAGAAAAGACAGCAAUAACUAAUGCUAAUGCAAACAUAUGCAAGGAAAUUUCUAAUUCAUUAAAUCCAACCCAAAAUAUUAACGACACUUUAUUUUCAAAUAUUAAUAUUUCAGAAGAUAUUUGUGAUAAUUCAGUAAAAUUUAGCCAGUCUCAAUAUAAAAUAAAUUUCAUUAACACGGACCAUAACUAUGCAACAACUAGUAUGGGUGUCUAUAAUGACUUAAAUCAUUCAAAUGUCACCACCGAGGAUGAAAUUUGUUUAAAUUCAGAAGAACGAACAACUGUAACCAAUAAAGUAAAUGUAGUUCUAGGAAAUAUUGAAAAUAGUAAUGUAGCAAACGACGAAGUACCUGAAGAGGCGUACGAUGUUCUUAGAAAUGUGACACUUGUUUAUCAAGAUAAUGCUGAAAUUGUAUUAAAUGGAAUUGAGUAUGAAGAUCCUAUUGCUGGCACAUGUUACAUGUUUCCUUUGGAAAGUACUACAUUAUUUUCUGAUGUAGUUAAUGAAGGUGAUUACUUUUGUAAUGAUAAACAAGGUGAUGAUACAAAUAACGAUGAUAAUAAGGUCCAAAUAAAGUCUAGUACCAUUGUUGAUGUACAAAGCGAUGAAAGUUUUACAGUUAUACCACCAAUAAAAACAUAUUCAAAAUACAAAGAAGAAAAUAAAAAUUAUUCUUUCGACAAAUUAAGUAAAAGAGGCAUAAAACGCAAAAAUUCUCUAGAUUAUAAAAUUUGUGGAAAACGAUACAGAAAAAGCAAAAACAUCGAUUAUUUAAAAGCAAGCGUUGUCACACAAAGAAAUACAGCGUAUGGUCAAGAGUAUAAACGGCUAUUAAAUUAUUAUGGUUCUAUAAAAUUUUCCUAUACAAGGUCAUUUGAUAAAGAACACAUUAACAUUACGGACUUACACAGGGCUUGGCCCAUAAAAGAAACAUACCACGUGCCAUCUGUCACUGAGUCGUCUGAUAUCUUUAAAGACAAUUCAGAAUCGCCGUGUUUUCCGGAUCCUUUAAAACAAACAUUGGAGGAAGAAUUAUCCUCUAGUUAUAUUGAAUAUCCAAUAACUUCUGAUGAUAUUAGUGAAACCAAUUUCAGUAUGGGUUUUGGUGAGGAGUCCGGCAGAGUCAUACAAAAUUUAGAAAAGAAGGAUAAAACUUUAAAAUUUUCGGCUGCGACUCUGUCGGACGUAAAGCAAUCUCAGCCGUUUUUAAUGUCCAAUGAAUAUGUGGACUGCGAAAAUUCAAAUGAGGUAUCCAAUUCAUCCAUGGAAGACCAAAACAUUAAAUUAAAACCUUACACUGAUUACAUACAAUUAAAAGACAAGGUACGUUCGUAUUUUAAGAAAACAGCCAUGGAGUUGAAGUAUAACUGGAUGAGAGAUAAUUUGAAGGAUAAGGAUAUGAUGAGUAAUUUCAAUGGAGAUUGUAAUUUCACAAAUUGCCCACUAGACCUUUACUUGCAUGAUUUUAUUGAACCUCCUCCAAUCGAAACUAUUGUACAAGUUGUUCAAAUUGGUCAGCUACCGGUAAGUACUGCUGCGCAAAACCCUGUUAGUUGUGAUCCCCGCGUAACGCAAGUUGCAAACGCCAGUCCUCCGCAAUGUUCCGAAGAAAAUAGUUCACAUGAAGAAUCCCAGUCACCAGUAAAAACAGAAUAUACAGAACUCACAACUGCAGACCUUAGUUUACCCUUAGUAGCAGAGUAUAAUCGUCAUGAUUGUCAUAAAAUAACAGAAUCACAGGAACCGGCACAUUUACAUAAUAACCAAGAAAUUUUGCAGUCUGAAUAUAUUUAUUGUAAAAUUGAUCCUAAAGAAGAUUAUAAUCACGAAGAAGUUCAGGAUUUGAGUCUUAGAAAUAAGGAAUUGCGAAUGUUGGGAAAAGAAGAUACAAAUAACUCAGUUUAUCAUUACGACCCCAAUGUUGGAAAUGAAUGUCCAGAGAUAGAUACUCCGACGACUUUUUUUGAAUCAAGUAACAACGAAAAUAAUAAUGUAUCUGAGAGAACGGAUCAGAUAGCUCAUGCAAUGAAUGCCGCUGGUAUUGCUACAACGGUUGAGGACAGUUCAGAAUGUAAUUUUUCAGACAUUAUGUCUGAAAAAUUACAUCAAAACAACGUUGAUUCGACUCAAAAUCACAUAGACAGUUGUUCAAAUGCCGCAUCCAUUAACGCAGUAGCUUUGCAGCAAGCUUUAGCACAAAUUCUUCCUCCACCUUUAAAUCAGACAACUAGCGCAGAAUCUGAUGCACAGACGCCAUCUUUAGCACCACAAGUAUUGCAUAUUGUUCACGGAAAAAAUGAUGAACGUAAUCAAAUAACACUUGUAGAUAACGUUCAGCAGUCUGUUAUAAAUACACCGAAUGCUGCUCCUGUUUUGCAUAUUGUACAAAACAAGGGCCCAAAUACAAACGCCAGUUCUAACGGAACCCCUGUACAGCAAACUAAUUCGUUCGGGGCCUUGUCUCUGGUAGAAUCUGGAUUACAGCAAACUAACAACCAACUCCUCCACAUAGUCAACACUGGAAAUACGAAAGAUAACAAUGCAAAUCAACUUCUUAAAAGGGUAAAUCUUCUUACUAAUCUUGCUAAUGUCCAAGGUUCAAAUGAACAAAAAAUGUUACAAUUCGUGUGUAAAUCUCCCGACGGCAAAGCAAUUCAGCUAAACGCCCCACAUCAAGGUAGUAUGGUUCUGAGAUUACAGCCCAUCGAAGCUCAAAGUGUACAAGAUGGCCUGUCAAAUACUGAACAACUUAGCCCAUCACCUCCUGUACCAAGUAAUGUACUUGUACAAGAAAACAUCAAUACACAACAAGAAAUAAAAUCUCGAUCUGUUUACGAGGAAAACUAUGCUAAAUUUAUCCAAAAUACUUCGAGUAAAUGUAGUCCAGAAAAAGCCACAAGCCUUCCAAAAUUUAAUCAAGCGUUUGGAAAACCUGUAUUUCAAGAGGAAAAUCAAAAAGAAAGCGAAAUGAAUAGUAACGACGCUCACUUACAGCCAGUGAAUUCAAUUGAUGAUACUUCUGAAACUUCCGAUAAUGGUAUGAAUCUUGAUCACAUUGGGCAAAUCAGUAGCCCGCCAUUGUUGUUGCGAAAAUCACCCCAAAAUUCGCAAGCCCAACCUAGUUUAGUUCAACACAUUAAGCAGUCCGUUACUCCUACGAAUACUCCUAUGAAUAUUCAAACUAUGCACGGUGGAGUUAUUUAUACACGACAAAUACCUGUCAAUAUUGGUGGAGGACAGACAAUAAAUUUGAUAACAGUACCUAGUACAGAGCUUGUAGAUGACUCUAACCACAAACAAUCUGAUGUCAAGUAUGUUAAUCAAGGUGAAAUUGUUGAACCAUCUAUAAUUAAAAUUGUACCACAAACAACGACUACCUCUGACUUGUCACCUGAUGAACCAAAUCAUAAUACUGGUACUUUAAAUGAAGGUGCGCAAAAUACUCAAACACCACCUGUUUUAACACAGAUGCGAAUAAAAUUGCCGAUGUUGAGUAAAGCACCACAAAUGGUAUCUGGUACGAGGGUAGUUAGACCAUCAUUUUUUCAAAUACAAAGAAACGUCAUCGGAGGCACCAACCAACCUGUUUAUCAACAGUUGGUGCUAACUGCUGCACCGCCACUGGGCCAACAGACUAUAAGAUUACCACAAACGCAAAUGACGAGGCAAAUUAAAGUACCUAACGAAAGUCCCCCGGAAUCACAAUUGAGUUCAUCGACUCUUGAACAAUUAAGAGAAUUUGACAUGGUAUUGGAACAAGUCAAAGAAAGGAGCACGGUACACCCGAAUUCUACUGCAAUUAACUCUAUGUCGAAACCUCACACUACCACGUCUAGUGAAGCGAACGACAGCGCCUCAGCCGGACCGACAGCUACAGAGCCAUCUCAAGUACUAUAUUCUGCAGGAACAAAUCAACAGUUUAAUAUCGCAUAUGUGAAUAGAAAGUCUACCGUUACAACACCAACUACUUCAACGUUCGUCCGAUCCCCAGAUUCAUCAGUAACUGAAUCUCCCACUUCUUCGAGUCACAUUCAGGUUUCACAAACAGUUACAUCUGCUACAACCUCCAGUAGUACAUCUGCGCAACAAAGCAAUCCAAAGCCAGUUAAAGUUAGUUCUAGAUCAAGACCAAGACCUAAAGCUUCGUCGAAUCCUCCAAACACAUUAAAAUUAAAUAAUGUACCGCCUAAGCCCUCAACACAGAAGCCGCUAGAAGAUGAGCAGACGACGCAAAGAAUCCUCUAUAUAUUAGCCGAAUAUAGAGAGCAAGUUGAGAAUUGUCCGGAUAAGAACAAACCAGCACCCCGUAGACGAACAAAUCCACCAUCCAAUCCUGGAUCCUCGAAGCGAAAGAAGAGUUCUAGUGGCUCAAGACGAUCGGGUGCACGAGACUCGAGUCCCAUACAUGGCGAUGACGCCAAUCGCACUAUGGGCUCCGAAGACAGCAGCUGUGGAACAUCACAAGGCGACUAUAAUGAGAACUGCUUAGAAAGCCCUUCGCCGCAAGACAGUCCACGUAAACUGCCAAGAAAGUUGUCAUUCGAAAACGAAACACCGCCCGCUCAACCGCGACCGCAGUUGCAGCGUAAUGUUAUAGUUGCGGAUGGUCAGACUAUCACCGUCGCCCGGGGACCAACGGGAAAGCCCGCUACGGCCUUGCUUAUGCCGGCCAACUAUAUCCUGCCAGUCUCUAUGCUGAAGGGUCAGCAAAUCGCUAUAGUCACAAAUCGUGGUCCAAAACUGUUAACCGUGAGCGGCGAAGGAGGGACAACGGGUGCGCUGUUGUUGCAACGGCUGAUCGGUCCUGCUGGGCUGAAACCCAUGCUGGCCCGGACCGGUGUGCGCCACGUGCGGUUGCCCGCGGCAGCGCUGCACAAUCUCCACGCGUUCAACUUCGCAACGGCGACGACGGUACAGCCGCCCGACAGCACGAUAUCGCCCCCAUCCGCAACGACGCCCCCAGGCCUCGUCGAAACUGGAACGGCAGCCACGCCUUGGACCGAAAAAGAGACCCAAGAUGUUAAACCGGAACGGACCCCGAGUCCGGCCGGGUCCGAGCCUUGGAACGUUCCGACAUCGGCCAGUACGCACGAAUACACCUACGAAGAGACUGUGCGCACCGACAACUUGGACAGGACCGUACUUGUUGUGCAGAAGAGAGACAUUUCCACACACCGACAACAUAGAUUGACUCACGUGACCGCCGCAGCCCUGAGGCAUAAGUAUGCUAUAUUGGAACACGAACUAAGGCUGCAGAAAUCGCUAUCCGAGGAAUGCGAAGACUUGGGCGUGGACUCGCCGUCUGCCUCGGAACUAUUCCCGGAGGCCGAGCUGCUGUUCGCCGGCUCUCCGGCACAGCAGGACCACACGCAGGAACCGCACCCACACCGCCCGCACACACCUCCACCAAUUAUAAUUAACCAAAGCAUGCCUCGCCCUGACAUGGACGAUCAAAUCGCCAGCGACCACCUCCUGCAGCGCCCCGACCUGCAGGAGGAAACCAACAGUGACCUGGCCAUGAAUCUGGGAUUGGAUGACGUCGGUAUAGUCACGGUGACUGAGAACGGAGCCACUAUCACCUUGGAUCACGAGGAGUUUGCAAGGUCACAUCCCAAUACAACCUUCCAUAAGGAACCAACAGAAGAAACGGAGAUGCAUCCUUAUACAAUAUCGGAAGUUAAAAGCCGUCAUGUUACAUCGACAAUAUUCCAUGCUAGUAGAGCCCCGGGUACGGUGCUGAUGGGCCCGCAGACCACUGUCAUCUCCCAGGCGAGUCACGACAGCCCUCACAUACAGCACAACGUCAGAUACACACACAUGGAGAACAUCAUCAACCCGCCGGUCGCACAACAACACAACCUCAACCUAUCCACCGUACUCGUAAAAGAUGACGGCCUAACGAGGUACGACAGCAUCCUGACUGAUUCCCGGGAACUGCAUCUCUCCAACACCGCCUCCGCCAUCGUCCACUCGGUCGGCAACGCCACACAGGUCAUCAGAAGAGUCGGGUACGAUGAUGACAAACGAGAUCCGAGGUUCCUCAUGGACGAUACUGACACAUUGAUGGAUGGUGACCAUGCCAAAAUGAUGGGAGAAGACAGCUCGAGGGAGGCGCUCGAAUCCAUGUCAGGGGACGUGGACUACGAUCGAUUAUCACCGGAGCGCCCGCCGGAACUGUAUUGGGAAUCUAAUUCUAUGAUGGAUCGCUUAGAGAGCAGACGACAUAUGGACUACAGCAGCGACAGCGAAAAGUGUUGCAAGAGCCCGCCGUACGACGAGAACAACUCCAUGGACUCAUACGGGCUCAUGGGCCCGCAAGUGAGACUGGACUCGGUGAUCAAGGACGCGAGGGGAAUAGACCGCAGCGGCAGCGCAGACGGCUCCUCGGCCGACGAUGCCAUGCCACCGCUGCGCACGUAUCCCGCCAAGCGGGUGUACCACCAUCCCGGGGACAGGGAUCCGGGCAGGAGUCUGUCGGGGAAGACGAGAGCCGGAGAGAGGCUGGACAGCAUGGACGUGCGGCGGCGCGCGUCCGGCCGCGGCGUGGUUAAGCGUUGCUGCCACUGCUGCUCCGGCUCGCCCCUGCCGCCGCGCCCCAAGAAGCCCAAGCCGAGGAAGCCCACCCUGGACUACAACAUGCACUAAACACGACACACCACUUGUAUAAAGCCAAGCAUACCAGACUGAACGAUGAUCUCAUUCGCGUGAGGUUCCAUUUUGUAGUUUUAAUAUAGUGAUAAAAAAAAGAAAUUGUUAAACUUGUUUUGUAUAUAACCUUGUGUUGCUGAAUUUCGCGACUGUACCUUCUGUUGAUUAGCUUAAGCCGUUUCCUUUAAGUGUUAGGAGUGAAUCAGUUGCGAUCUGUCACCGGUCAGUUCAAAUCUUUUGUACGCUUCUUCGUGACUUCUCAUUGAGGCAUUUUGAUUGUUAUUAUUUUUUGUAAUUCUUGUAAUAUAUUCAUUAUAUAUGAAAUACUAGAUGAUUGUAAAAACUGUACUUCUGUAGGUAUAAUUUGAUUGUAGGCUAAGUGUUUCCUUUAGAAAUUACAGGCUAUACUCAAACGUGAAUUUAAUAUAUUAUCUAGGAAUUAGCGACUUCGAUACGAUGUUAAAUGUGUCCCCUUCUUGAUGUUAGACUGAUUAAAUUUUCUCCUUAGUAUGUUUCACAUUAUUCAAAGAAAAUGUUUUGUAUUUUGUUUUUAUAUUACUCUAAUAAUGUAUUAUAUUCGUCUAGAUAAUAAGCUACUUCCAUGGUGAUGCACAAAAUCUAUCGACCGUUAUAAAACCAGCUUUAAAAAAGUGGGAUAUUUAUUUUUAAAUAACAAGAAUCUUUUCGACGCGACUGUACUACAUUUACGAUAAAAUGAUUUGCUAUCAAUUUUUUUUAUAAUUUAAAGAGCGGCCGAUAAUUUAAAUGAUCAAUUUAUUUAAGGUAUUUGAAUUUUUUUUAAUAUCCAUAGAUUAAUUUAUAUACUAUGUAAAUAAUUAGCCCGCCCAUUUCGCUUUCGGGGAGCGUCUAGUCACUACUAUAAAUGUCAGUGUUGCGGCGGAAGGCGCACCGAAUACUAACUUUCAGUAUUCAACUCGCUUCUGUAUAUAAAUAUGCAGAUUUAGAUAAAAUAUAUAACUAUUCAACAUAGCUGUAUUCUUGAGAAAUGUUCAUAUGACUUUCUCACUGUAUAUAAAGUGCGGAGGAUGGGGAGAAAUGUUUAAGAUUUAGUGAAUUUAGCAAGUACGGGCGCAUUUAUAGCAAAUUGUCAUGCCCGAUAUCAUAACGCGGGUUUAUUAUGAAUAUUAAUUAGUGGACGUUAAUACAUUGUGUUGUGGUGAGAUAAAUAUUGAAAUUUCUUGAUUUAAAUCGAGUUUACUUUGUUUUAGUUGAACUUUAGCUUUACGUACAGUUUUACGUUACCUUUUAGGUAUUUAAACCUCAAUGGAAUAGAGUGAGAUAGUGAUAGUUUUGCUAAGUUACCAGUAAUAUGUUUUAUUUAUAUCAAAAAUCAAGAUAUAUAAGGCAUUACAUUUAGUUGUCAUGAAUAAAUGGAGUUGAAAAUUAAUCAUUUACGAACAUAUAAUUCAACGAUUCAACAAUUUUAUUUUAAUCAAUGUUUAGUAAUCGUUUUAACUUUUCAUGAUUCUUCUUCUUUUAGUUACUAGUGGACCCCAUCAACUACUACUAUUUAUGAUUAUUUUUAUCAUUUAAAUAAAAUGACAUUUAUGACCUUGAAUUAAAUCAAUAUGUUUCAUAUUUUCUCAUCCGAAACACGAUUAAUGUAGCUGUAAGAUAGUUGUAUUAGGUAAUGUUUCGUGAUUCGGCGCGGCCACAAAACCCGAUAAUUCUUCGGUCAAGUGAUU
This is a messenger RNA of Papilio xuthus (Asian swallowtail), 17394 nucleotides long. RefSeq lists its product as uncharacterized. Lineage: Eukaryota; Metazoa; Arthropoda; Insecta; Lepidoptera; Papilionidae. The transcript is spliced from 17 exons. Bases 53 to 15685 code for a protein of 5210 amino acids. The record is from RefSeq and is a predicted model, not a curated record.